This is a messenger RNA of Penicillium angulare, 1023 nucleotides long. Its product is annotated as sideroflexin family transporter. Gene Ontology annotation, biological process: monoatomic ion transport; mitochondrial transmembrane transport. Gene Ontology annotation, cellular component: mitochondrial inner membrane. The transcript has 4 exons. NCBI's taxonomy places the organism in Eukaryota, Fungi, Ascomycota, Eurotiomycetes, Eurotiales, Aspergillaceae. The record is from RefSeq and is a predicted model, not a curated record. Gene Ontology annotation, molecular function: monoatomic ion transmembrane transporter activity. The coding region runs from base 1 to 1023 and encodes 340 amino acids.
AUGUCUGCUUCAAUUCCAGGAAAUCGAGAUAUUCCCGUCUCCCAGUAUGAUUUGACCACAUACUGGGGACGGGUUCGCCAUGCGGCGGAUGUGUCUGAUCCUCGAACACUUCUGGCAGGCACCGCAGGACUGGAACAGGCAAAGAGCCUUCUUGCCCAGUAUAAACAGAAUAAACUCCCCGGAGUGAUGACGCCAGAUCUAUGGCAAGCAAAGAAGGUCGUAGACGCGACACUGCACCCCGAUACGGGUGAACCGGUUCUGCUUCCGUUUCGCAUGUCCUGCUAUGUGCUGUCCAACCUGGUUGUGACGGCUGGUAUGCUGACCCCGGGCCUUGGUACGCCCGGUACCCUACUUUGGCAAAUUGGCAACCAGUCGCUCAAUGUUGCGAUCAAUAAUGCCAACGCCAACAAAUCCACCCCAUUGUCCGUUUCCCAAAUCGCCAAAUCCUACUGCAUGGCUGUCUCGGCCUCCUGCUCUGUUGCCCUGGGGUUGAAUGCUCUUGUCCCUCGCCUCAAGAGCAUAUCCCCCAAUACUCGCCUUAUUCUCUCCCGUUUGGUCCCCUUUGCCGCCGUCGCAAGUGCAAGCGCCCUCAAUGUCUUCCUCAUGCGUGGUGAGGAGAUCCGCCAAGGAAUCGAUGUAUACCCCAUUUUGUCAGAGUCUGAACGUGCCGAGCGUGAACAGUCUGAGGAUAGCCAACCAGUCCAAAGUCUAGGAAAGAGCAAGAAGGCUGCUACCAUUGCCGUUGGCGAAACGGCUAUUAGUCGUAUCUUGAACGCCACACCUAUUAUGGUCCUCCCGCCACUGAUUUUGGUCCGCUUGGAGAAGACGCAGUGGCUGCGCUCUCGUCCUCGUAUGGUCAUGCCCAUCAACCUUGGCCUCGUUUUAACUACAUCCCUCUUUGCACUCCCUCUGGCUUUGGCUGCUUUCCCUCAGCGCCAGGCUAUCAGUGCUAGCAAACUAGAGGAUGAGUUCCAUAGCAAGGGCGGGUAUAAGGGUAUGGUGGAGUUCAAUCGUGGGAUGUAA